Eriocheir sinensis (Chinese mitten crab) is the source of this 3614-nucleotide messenger RNA. Its product is annotated as swi5-dependent recombination DNA repair protein 1 homolog. The coding region runs from base 192 to 1223 and encodes 343 amino acids. NCBI's taxonomy places the organism in Eukaryota, Metazoa, Arthropoda, Malacostraca, Decapoda, Varunidae. The transcript is spliced from 2 exons. The record is from RefSeq and is a predicted model, not a curated record.
CUUUCUCUUUUUAGUUUCUUGGUCAUUUGUGGAAUCAGAAUGAGCGAGAAUGAGCCACAGGGAGAGGAAAGGGUGACUGAAAACCUAUACCACGGGCUGUCCACCUGCUCAACCUCCCCAUCCUCUUACUCUUCCCUAUUCACCAGAUAUUUUCUUUUUCUUUUAGUUUCUUCGUCGUUUGUCGAAUCAGAAUGAGCGAGAAUGAACCACAGGGGGAGGAAGGGGUGACUGAAGAGCUAAACCACGGGUUGUCCACUUCCCCAACCUCCCCAUCGCCUUUCUCUCUUCCCCACCUUUCACCCGUCACCCAUUCCUCACCGCCAUCCGACUCUUCCUCACCUCCUCCCCUUUCCUCAACCUCUCCACCUCAACCCACUAACACGAGUCCACCAGAUCCUCCAUCAACCCUCCCUUCUUCCACCUCCUCCUCUACCUCCCCACCGCAACCCAGUAACACUAGUCCACCUAAACCAGAACCUCAACCAACCCAACCGUCCUCCUCCUCCUCCUCCUUCUCCUUCCUAGCUUCUGAAACAAUGAUGGACGUCCCUUUAGCGGAGGCCGUGGUGGAAGAGCUUAGUGGGGUGGUGGAACGCCUUACUCUCAGCCCCAAGGAGAAACGGACCUUGGAGGAGCGACUCGGGGUUACGGGCGAGGCGCUGCAGGAGGCCUUGGUCUUUGUGGCAACCCGGAGCAGGCACUUGGACCAGCUGGAGGAGGAUCUUGAGACGAAGGAGCUGAUGCUUGAGAUGCGCGAGCUAGUGGUGGCGGCGGAGGUGGAGCGGCAGACGAGGCGGCUUGAGGACUUGAGUGAAGGACUUGUGGCGAAGAUGAACGCCCUGCAGGACCUCCAUGAUGCCCUGACGCCUGCCCUCGCCCAACGGUAUGAGGACACUGUAUCGGCGCUGAAGGAUGUGGCCGAAGGAGAGGAAGAGGCACGUUACCUCUCUGACCCCUUGGACCGUCGGGAGGGCACAAAGACCCCCUCUGAGGCAUGGCCGGAGCCUCGCCCAGUCCAAGGGGAGAAAGGCCACGGUGCACAUUUCAGGGUCGGGAAGGAGGAGGUGUUUGUGCAUGCGAAGUCCGGGGAGGUGUGGGUUCGAAUCCGCCCCUGUGACCUCGCGGAACCUAGUGACCUGACCCCGGUAAAUGAUGAUGCUGAUAAUGAUGGUGGUGACAGUGACGUCUUGCCCUUGAUUGAAGACACCUGUGACCUUGAAUGACAUGUUUUUCUUUUACAGGUGUUUUGUGACCCGAUUUUCACCUGUCACUUGUACGUACGCCAUGCACCUGUUUGUGUGAUUUCGUAUUUUCACGCUUUGCCAUUCACACUCGCACUCAUCUUUGACUCAUAAAACCACGUCCUUCCUUUAAGAGCCGAUUUUACAGUCCAACACAGUGGCUUUGUAAUCGCUCGUAUACCAAACUCUUCAGUCUUCUACACUCCACAACGACAAGGUUUUCAGCGCAACACCAGAUACACAAGAUAUUUCCCGUAUGGUUUCCUCAAAUUUCUAAACUUCAAUAUGUACACAAUACACUACACGAGGAAUUUUCUGAGGAAUUUUCGAAGCCUUUGGUAUUGGUUUGGAGGCUCAGGCUAAGUACUAACCCAUCAUGGCGAACUGUGAAAGGGACCUAAGUAUAUUUCACCCUCGUAUAGAGCCAUUUCUCCGUGUAUAUUUAUAGUAUUUUCUUAAAGGUUUAUAGUAUUACCUUCACCUUUUAUAGCCAACAUUUAUAAAUAUGACCAAUUCUUCAGUUUCAUAAAUCUAAGCGUCUUCUAAGUCUAUAGAAUUAGUGCCUCCCAUAUAAAUAGUUCCCCCUUCAACCAUAUAUAUUACAGUCAUAAUAAGCAUCGGAAACCUUUAAGAGAGAUGCAACAGAACAUAAGGAGUCUGCACGAAGCCGUUUGGUCUAUACAAGGCAGCUCCCGUGAACCUAAUCCCACUUAGCAACACUACCCAUGAAUUUAUAUAUUUUUUGUCUAUCAUAAUGGCACUCACAACAUGACUGCCUAGAAUGAACGAACAAUAGAGAGCGUACGCCUUUCCUUACGUAUGAAUGGUACAUGUUUUCGUUCAGCGUUGCAUAUUGUUACGUGCUUGAGGGAUGGAGUUAAGGGGUAACUGUACACUUCUCUUUCAUCACAGCCCUUUCCUCUAAAUUUUAUAACACCUACAUUAAACCGUCCCUUCAUACUCGCUUCCUCCCAUUCAUUCAGUCCGUUUCCCCCUCUUGCAACGUAAAGUCAGAAGCGUCUAAGAAUGCUAACCUAUACUUCUCUUCAAUUACAGCCCCUUCCUUAAACUUAUAUUACACCCAUACUAAACCUUCCUUUCAUACAUUCGCUCCCUCCCUUUCAUACAACCCGUUUCUCCCGCUGGUAACGUAAAGUAAACCCAACUGCUUCCAUUGAACAAGAAAGCCUUCCUAUCUGUUUGCUGUUCUUCUCUUUCAUUAGUUAUUCGAUUCCUCCGAGGUAAAUUACACAUACAAUACCUCCCCUUAACAUAUUUCCUCCCUUCCACUUCUAUUGCCAAUCCAAAGAACACGAAACCUUCCCAUUCAUUUUGUUAUAAUUCUCUUUCAUUGAUUAAUCGAUUCCUCCGAGGUAAAUUACACAUACAAUACUUACCCUUUAUAUAUUUGCUCCCUCCAACUUCUGCUGCCAAUCCAAAGAACGCGAAACCUUUCCCAGCCAGUUUGUUUUAAUUCUCUUUCAUUAGUUGAUCGAUUCCUCUGAAGUAAAUUACACAUACAAUACUUUCCCUUCACAUAUUCGCUCCCUUCGACUUCCAUUGUCCAUCUGUCCAAUGCUAACAUAUUAUCAAGUUUGCUGUUUCUAUUCCUCCACUCAAAACUUCAAUACGUCUAGAGCCUUCCUUGCAUUCUCAUUCCUUUAGUCUUUUCACAUUUUCAAUCUGGAUUCAGUUUCUGUUAUUGUCAGUCAAUCAAGCAUAUCCAUAUUACCAAAUUUGCUACGGGGAGUGGAGGGAGACGAGGAGAGAGGAGAGGAGAGGAAAGGGAUAGGAGAGAAGGAAGGGAUAGGGAAAGAAGGAGAGAGGCCAGUAUCCCUUCAGUUUCUUCAAUUUCAGUCGAUCAAAAGCAUCCACAUUAUCAAAUUUGCUAAGAUAUGGGAGAGGAGAAGAGAGGAGAGGAGAGGGAUAGGAGAGGAGGGAAGGAAGGGGAGGAGUCGGGAAAGGAUGAGAGAGGAAUGGAAAGGGAUAGGAGAGGAAGGAAGGGGAGAGGUCUGUAUCCCUCCACUUAUAUAGUUUAAAAGCAGAGUGAGUGCCUCCCCAAUCCACCUACUCGUUCCCGUUCAUAGCCGGCUUUCUCUCCCUCUCAUAACCUCGCCCUAACCGUAUCCAUUUAACGAGGAACCCUCAGCAUCACCCUCGUCCUCAUCCGCGCACUGAUAGACUCGCUAAGGGCACGAAAGAAUGACUGAAAUGCGCACGGAAGGUUAAGCGUGUAGUUUGAAUCCUUCACUGUAAUCUUUCUCCGUUGUUUAAUUUCAAUGUUUGUGUGUUUGGGAAUAAUGGAAAUAUAUGAAUGUAAGGCGGAUAAUAAAGGGAAAGAAAACUCUAAUGUGGUUUUAGUGUUUCUUGAUC